This is a messenger RNA of Rana temporaria (common frog), 1566 nucleotides long. Its product is annotated as tripartite motif-containing protein 14-like. The transcript has a single exon. NCBI's taxonomy places the organism in Eukaryota, Metazoa, Chordata, Amphibia, Anura, Ranidae. Gene Ontology annotation, molecular function: zinc ion binding; protein binding. The record is from RefSeq and is a predicted model, not a curated record. Bases 1 to 1566 code for a protein of 521 amino acids.
AUGGCCUCCUACAGUAAAGGAUGUGCAGAAAUUUGUUCCAGGUGUCAGACACCUUUUUCGCCUCUAAACGGUGGACAUUUCGUGGCGCAACAUGGUUCAGAAGAAGAGUCGGACAUGGUGGAGACACCUGGACUAUCCUUAUGCCUGGAUUGCAUACGCGGGGCCACCCUACGAGGUAGACCACACCCGUCUACAUUUACUCAUCCAGAAGAGGAGGAAAACGAGAUAUUUUGUACAUUUUGUCUCGAUGGUCCAAAUCUAGCUGCUAAAACCUGCGUUCAGUGCGAAUCUUCUCUGUGUGAUAACCAUCUGAGAGCCCACUGCCAGUCCGAGGACCACAUACUAAUCCCCCCAACAUCUUCCAUCAGCAAAAGAAAAUGCCCCGACCACAAGAGGCUCCUGCAAUAUUACUGUUGCGAAGACGCAAUCUGCGUCUGCAUGGACUGUUGCCAAACCGGAGAACACAAGGGGCACCGGACUGAGACACUAAACGGGGCUUUCGAAAACGAGAAGCGGAACCUGAGGAUUCUUCUGGAGCAACUGACCUUAACGAGAGAGGAGGCUGAGAAGAGAGGCCAGAGUCUGGAGGAACGCUGGGAAAGGGAGAAAGAAAAAGUGGCCGGUGAGAAAGUGAGAGUCACUUCCCUGUUCAGAGACAUCAUGAGACAUCUGGAGGAUCUAGAGAGAAGACUUCUGGAUGAAAUCUCCAGGCAAGAAGAGCAGAUCUCCCAGUUGGUCUCCAAACUUUUCCAAAAGCUGGAGAUCCAGAAGGACGAGCUUUCCGUGAAAAUGCGUCAGAUUGAAGAGCUGUGCGACGCAGCCGAUCCACUGACCGCCUUGCUUGACGCCAAGUCCCAGGCCGACGACGUUUCCGAGUAUGUAGAUCAUGUCAAGAUGGCCUGGCCAUCGGAUGAAAAUAUCCUCCCCCCAAUGAGGGAGUCCGUUCACGGUUUGGCUUCAGUCACCGUGCACAAAAGCUUGACGGACAUCAUAACCCAAUCCACCAAACUAAAGGGUUUCUUCCUGGAAGAAGUCUCCGAUAUCAAACUGGAUGAGAAAACAUCGGCUCGGGAUUUGGAGAUUUCGGGGGACCAGAAGACCGCGUCCUGGAGCUCCGCCAAGCCGCUGAAACCUCGAAUGAGCAUGCGCAAAAAGAACAAGCAGAUCUUUGAGUGCAGCCAAGUGUUGAGCACCAGAAGCUUUUCCUCCGGGAGAUACUUUUGGGUGGUGGAGAUCGGCGAGGAAGGGGGCGUCCGGCUCGGGGUGACCUACGCCAACCCGAUCAGGAAAGGGACCAAGUUUCACAUCGGGGAGAAUGAGAAGUCUUGGUGUUUGCGUGUGUGGUAUAAAAAGUACUCAGCGAUUUACAACCGGCGGCCCGUCUCGCUGGACUCGCAGGUGGAGUGCAAUAAGGUGGGGGUCUUCCUGGACUGCAGGGCCGGGCAGCUGUCCUUCUACGAGUUGGGCAGUACAAUCCGCCACCUCCACACCUUCACCACCACCUUCACCGAGCCCCUCUAUGCCGCAUUCUGGGUCCAUCAUAGUUGGGUGAAAGUCAUCAGCUGA